This is a messenger RNA of Sorex araneus (European shrew), 909 nucleotides long. RefSeq names its product WT1 transcription factor (gene WT1). The coding region runs from base 1 to 909 and encodes 302 amino acids. The transcript is spliced from 10 exons. The record is from RefSeq and is a predicted model, not a curated record. Gene Ontology annotation, cellular component: nucleus. Lineage: Eukaryota; Metazoa; Chordata; Mammalia; Eulipotyphla; Soricidae. Gene Ontology annotation, biological process: regulation of transcription by RNA polymerase II. Gene Ontology annotation, molecular function: RNA polymerase II cis-regulatory region sequence-specific DNA binding; DNA-binding transcription factor activity, RNA polymerase II-specific.
AUGGAGAAGGGAUACAGCACGGUCACCUUCGAUGGGACGCCCAGCUAUGGCCACACGCCUUCACACCAUGCAGCACAGUUCCCCAACCACUCCUUCAAGCACGAGGACCCCAUGAGUCAGCAGGGCUCUCUGGGUGAACAGCAGUACUCGGUGCCGCCCCCAGUCUACGGCUGCCACACGCCCACCGACAGCUGCACCGGUAGCCAGGCCCUGCUUCUGCGGACGCCCUACAGCAGUGACAAUUUAUAUCAAAUGACUUCCCAACUUGAAUGCAUGACCUGGAAUCAGAUGAACUUAGGAGCCACGUUAAAAGGAGUUGCUGCUGGGAGCGCCAGCUCAGUGAAAUGGACAGAAGGGCAGAGCAACCACAGCACGGGGUACGAGAAUGAUAACCACACAACACCCAUCCUCUGCGGUGCCCAGUACAGAAUACACACCCAUGGCGUCUUCAGGGGUAUCCAGGACGUUCGACGUGUCCCUGGAGUAACCCCAACUCUUGUUCGGUCAGCUUCUGAGACCAGCGAGAAACGCCCCUUUAUGUGUGCUUACCCAGGCUGCAAUAAGAGAUAUUUCAAGCUGUCCCAUUUACAGAUGCAUAGCCGGAAGCACACUGGUGAGAAACCAUACCAGUGUGACUUCAAGGACUGUGAACGAAGGUUUUCUCGUUCAGACCAGCUCAAAAGACACCAAAGGAGACAUACAGGUGUGAAACCAUUCCAGUGUAAAACUUGUCAGCGAAAGUUCUCCCGGUCCGAUCACCUGAAGACCCACACCAGGACUCAUACAGGUGAAAAACCCUUCAGCUGCCGGUGGCCCAGUUGUCAGAAAAAGUUCGCCCGGUCCGACGAGUUGGUUCGCCACCACAACAUGCACCAGAGGAACAUGACCAAACUGCAGCUGGCGCUGUGA